ACGCCAGGUUUGAACCGGAAGCCGCAAUAGCACAUGGACGCCCGGCUGAGGCUGCUGUGGCCGCGGGGCAAGGCGAGUGGAGCGGGGAUUUAGGCUUCUGCCACCGCUGCCUGCAGAGAUUGCGCUCUGGCAGUCCGAGGCCAGCGUAGUUUUAAUCAGCGAGCAUUUGUUGAGGCUUAAACUCCAGACGCGUGGUUAAGAGCAUGGGCUCUGGAAACACACUGCGGGAGUUCGAAUCCUGACUGUCGGCUGUGUGACCUCGCUGUACUGUCUUCCUUGUGAUAGCCUUGCCUGUGGUCAACGCUCAAGAACGUUCGCUGCUGUUUUCACCAGACAGUGAUAUGUUUUCUAAAAUUCUGAACCAUGAGUCUAGCACUUAAUGAUCUGCUUAUUUGCUGCCGUCAACUAGGACAUGAUAGAGCUACAGAACGAAGGAAAGAAGUUGAGAAAUUUAAGCGCCUGAUUCGCGAUCCUGAAACUGUUAAACAGUUAGAUCAGCAUUUAGAUAACAAACAAGGGAAAUAUUUGAAUUGGGAUGCUGUUUUUAGAUUUUUACAGAAAUAUAUUCAGAAAGAAAUAGAACAUCUGAGAACAGCAAAACCAAAUGUAUCAGCCUCAACACAAGCCGGCAGGCAGAAAAAGAUGCAAGAAAUCAGUAGUUUGGUCAAAUACUUCAUCAAAUGUGCAAAUAAAAGAGCACCCAAGCUAAAAUGUCAAGAACUCUUGAAUUAUAUCAUGGAUACUAUGAAAGAUUCAUCUAAUGGUGCCAUUUCUGGAGCUGACUGUAGCAACAUUCUGCUCAAGGACAUUCUUUCAGUGAGAAAAUAUUGGUGUGAAAUAUCUCAGCAACAGUGGCUAGAAUUGCUCUCUGUGUACUUCAGGCUGUAUCUUAAACCUUCACAAGACAUUAAUAGGGUUUUAGUGGCUAGAAUAAUUCAAGCUGUGACUAAAGGAUGCUGUUCGCAAACUGAUGGAUUAAAUUCUAAAUUUUUGGAAUAUUUUUCCAAGGCUAUUCAGCAUGCAAGACAAGAAAAGAGUUCUGCAGGUCUAAGUCAUAUCUUAGCAGCAUUUAUUCUCUUCCUCAAGACUUUGGCUGUUAACUUUCGAAUUCAAGUGUGUGAAUUAGGAGAUGAAAUUCUUCCUACCUUGCUUUAUGUUUGGACUCAACAUAGACCUAAUGAUUCCUUAAAAGAAGUAAUGAUUGAAUUAUUUCAACUGCAAAUUUAUAUCCAUCAUCCAAAGGGAGCAAAAACCCAAGAAAAAGGUGCUUAUGAAUCAAGGAAAUGGAAAAGUAUCUUAUACAACUUAUAUGAUCUGCUAGUUAAUGAGAUAAGUCAAAUAGGAAGCAGAGGGAAAUAUUCUUCAGGAUCUCGUAAUAUUGCUGUCAAGGAAAACCUGAUUGAAUUGAUGGCAGAUAUUUGUCACCAGGUUUUCAGUGAAGAUACCAAAUCUUUGGAGAUUUCUCAGUCUUAUGCCACCACACAAAGAGAAUGUAAUGAUUCCAGUGUAUCUUGCAAAAAGAGGAAAAUAGAAUUAGGUUGGGAAGUAAUAAACGAUCAUCUUCAGAAGUCACAGAAUGAUUUUGAUCUUGUGCCUUGGUUACAGAUUGCAACCCAGUUAAUAUCAAAAUAUCCUGCAAGUUUACCUAAUUGUGAGCUGUCACCAUUACUGAUGAUACUAUGCCAGCUUCUGCCUCAACAGCGACGUGGGGAGCGCACACCAUAUGUGUUACGAUGCCUUAUGGAAGUUGCGUUAUGUCAAGGCAAGAAAUCAAACCUAGAAAGCUCACAAAAGUCAGAUUUAUUGAAACUCUGGAAUAAAAUUUGGUGUAUUACCUUUCGUGGUAUAAGUUCUGAACAAAUACAAGCUGAAAACUUUGGUUUACUUGGAGCCAUAAUUCAAGGCAGUUUAAUUGAGGUUGACAGAGAAUUCUGGAAGUUAUUUACUGGGUCAGCCUGCAAACCUUCAUUUCCUGCAGUAUGCUGUUUGACUUUGGCCCUGACCAUUUGUGUAGUUCCAGAAACAGUAAAAACAGGAAUGGAACAGAAUAUAUGUGAAGUAAAUAGAAGUUCUUCUUUAAAAGAAUUGAUAAUGAAAUGGCUCUUAUUCUAUCAGUUAGAGGAUGACUUUGAAGAUAGUACAGAGCUGCCUCCAAUUCUUCACAGUAAUUUUCCUCAUCUUGCGCUGGAGAAGAUUCUUGUGAGUCUCACUAUGAAAAACUGUCAAGCUGCAAUGAGUUUUUUCCAAAGUGUGCCAGAAUGUGAAAAACACCAAAAAGAUCAAGAUGAGCCUUCAUUCUCAGAAGUUGAAGACCUAUUUCUUCAGACAACUUUUGACAAGAUGGAUUUUUUAACCAUUGGGAAAGAACAUGCUACAGAAAAGCACCAACCCAGUAUAGGCUUUUCUGUCCACCAAAACCUCAAGGAAUCACUGAAUCGCUGUCUUUUGGGAUUAUCAGAACAACUUCUAAAUAACUACUCAUCUGAGACUACAAAUUCAGAAACGCUUGUCCGGUGUUCAAGUCUUUUGGUGGGUGUUCUUGGCUGCUAUCGUUAUGUGGGUGUAAUAGCUGAAGAGGAAGCAUAUAAAUCAGAAUUAUUCCAGAAAGCCAAGUCUCUAAUGCAGUGUGCAGGAGAAAGUAUCACUCUGUUUACAAAUAAGACAAAUGAAGAAUCUAGAAUUGUUUCACUGAGAAAUAUGAUGCAUCUAUGUACAAGUUGCUUGUGUAACUGUACCAAGCACAGUCCAAAUAAGAUUGCAUCUGGCUUUUUCCUACGAUUGUUAACAUCAAAGCUAAUGAAUGAUAUUGCUGAUAUUUGUAGAAGUUUAGCAUCUUUUACCAAAAAGCCAUUUGACUAUGGAGAAGUAGAAUCAAUGCAAGAUGAUACUGAUAAAAAUCUGAUGGAGACGGAGGAUCAGUCCUCCAUGAAUCUAUUUGAUGAUUGCCCUACUGUUAGUGUUGGUGAUGCAAAUGAAUCUGGAGAGAACCAAAGUACUGUCGGUGCCAUAAAUCCUUUAGCUGAAGAACAUCUGUCAAAGCAAGAUCUACUUUUUUUAGACAUGCUCAAGUUCUUGUGUAUGUGUGUAACUAGUGCUCAGACCAAUACUGUGUCAUUUAGAGCAGCUGAUAUUCGGAGGAAAUUGUUGAUGUUACUUGAUUCUAGCAUGCUAGACCCUGCUAAAUCUCUCCACCUACACAUGUAUCUAGUGCUUUUAAAGGAGCUGCCCGGAGAAGAAUAUUCCUUGCCAAUGGGAGAUGUUGUUGAACUUCUGAAACCACUAUCCAAUGUGUGUUCUUUAUAUCACCGUGACCAAGAUGUUUGUAAGACAGUUUUAAACCAUGUUCUUCAUGUAGUGAUGAACCUACGUCAAGGCAAUGUGGAUGCUGAGAACACAAAGGAUGCUCAAGAACGGUUUCUAAAAGUGAUUGAAGUAUUUUGGCGCUUAACAAAGGAGGGGAAAUACGCAUUCUCUGUAAGAAUGGCACUGGUAAAAUGCCUUAAAACCUUGCUUGAGGCCGAUCCUUAUUCAAAAUGGGCUAUUCUUAAGGUAAAUGGAAACAACUUUCCUGUAAAUGAAGUAUUUCCACAAUUUCUUGCUGAUGAUCAUCACCAAGUUCGCAUGUUGGCUGCAGAGUCAAUCAGCAGAUUAUUCCAGGAUAUGGAACAAGGAAGUUCUUCCAUGUUAUUGAAAGCACUUCCUUUGAAGCUUCAGCAAACAGCUUUUGAAAAUGCAUACUUGAAAGCUCAAGAAGGAAUGAGACAAGUGUCCCAGAGAGCUGAGAACCCUGAACUUUUGGAUGAUAUUUAUAAUAGAAAAGCUGUUUUACUGAUGAUGAUAGCUGUGGUUUUAUGCUGUAGCCCUGUCUGUGAAAAACAGGCUUUGUUUGCCCUAUGCAAGUCUGUGAAAGACGAUGGAUUAGAACCUCACCUUGUUAAAAAGGUUUUAGAGAAAGUUUCUGAAACUUUUGGAUAUAGAAAUUUAGAAGACUUCAUGGCUUCUCAUUUGGAUUAUCUAAUUUUGGAAUGGCUAAAUCUUCGAGAUAAUGAAUACAGUUUAUCUUCUUUUCCUUUUAUCUUAUUAAACUACGCAAAAGUUGAGGAUUUCUAUAGAUCUUGUUACAAAGUUUUGAUUCCACAUCUGGUGAUUAGAAGUGAUUUUGAUGAGGUGAAGUCCAUUGCUAAUCAGAUUCAAGAGGAUUGGAAAAGUCUUCUAACAGACUGCUUUCCAAAGAUUCUUGUAAAUAUUCUUCCUUACUUUGCCUAUGAGGAUACUGGAGACAGUGGAUUGGCACAGCAAAGAGAGACUGCUACCAAAGUCUAUGAUAUGCUUAAAGAUGAAAAUGUAUUAGGAAAACAGAUUGAUCAUUUAUUCAGGAGUAAUUUACCAGAGAUUGUGGUGGAGUUAUUGAUGACCUUACAUGAACCAGCAACUUCUGGUACCAGCCAAAGCACUGACCUCUGUGACUUUUCAGGGGAUUUGGAUCCUGCUCCUAAUCCACCUCAUUUUCCAUCACAUGUGAUUAAAGCAACAUUUGCCUAUAUCAGCAGUUGCCAUAAAACCAAGCUUAAAAGCAUUGUAGAAAUUCUUUCCAAAAGCCCUGAUUCCUAUCAGAAAAUUCUUCUAGCCAUAUGUGUGCAAGCAGCUGAGACAAAUAAUAUUUAUAAAAAGCACAGAAUUCUUAAAAUAUAUCACCUGUUUGUUAGCUUAUUACUGAAAGAUAUAAAAAGUGGCUUAGGAGGAGCUUGGGCCUUUGUUCUUCGAGAUGUUAUUUAUACUUUGAUUCACUAUAUCAACAAAAGGCCUUCUCGUUUCAGGGAUGUGUCAUUACGCAGCUUCUCUCUUUGCUGUGACCUGUUAAGCCAGGUUUGCCACACAGCAGUAACUUACUGUAAGGAUGCUUUAGAAAGUCACCUCCAUGUUAUUGUUGGUACACUCAUACCCCUUGUGGACGAUCAGAUGGAGGUUCAGAAGCAGGUAUUGGACUUGUUGAAAUACUUAGUGAUAGAUAACAAGGAUAAUGAAAACCUCUAUAUGACAAUUAAACUUUUAGAUCCUUUUCCUGACCAUGUUGUCUUUAAGGAUUUGCGUAUUACUCAGCAGAAAAUCAAAUACAGUGGAGGACCUUUUUCACUCUUGGAGGAAAUUAACCAUUUUCUCUCAGUAAGUAAGUAUGAUGCACUUCCGUUGACAAGGCUUGAAGGAUUGAAGGAUCUUCGGAGACAGCUGGAACAACAUAAAGAUCAGAUGAUGGAUCUUAUGAGAGCGUCCCAGGAUAACCCACAAGGUGGCAUAAUGGUGAAGUUGGUUGUCGGCUUGUUGCAGUUAUCCAAGAUGGCAAUAAACCACACUGGCGAAAGGGAAGUUUUAGAGGCUGUUGGAAGCUGCUUGGGAGAACUGGGUCCUAUAGAUUUCUCUACCAUAGCUGUACAGCAUAGUAAAGAUACAUCUUAUACCAAGGCCCUCGAGUUAUUUGAAGAUAAAGAACUUCAGUGGACCUUCAUAAUGUUGACCUACCUGAAUGAUACACUGGUAGAAGAUUGUGUCAAAGUGCGAUCAGCUGCUGUUACCUGUUUGAAAAACAUUUUAGCCACAAAGACUGGACAUAGUUUCUGGGAGAUUUAUAAGAAGACAACUGACCCCAUGCUGAUCUAUCUACACCCUUUUAGAACAUCGAGAAAAAAGUUUUUAGAAGUACCCAGAAUUGACAAAGAAAACCCUUUAGAAGGCCUGGAUGAUACAAGCCUGUGGAUUCCUCAAAGUAAAAAUCAUGACAUUUGGAUAAAGACACUGACUUGUGCUGUUUUGGAUAGUGGAGGCACAAAAAGUGAAAUUCUUCAGUUAUUGAAGCCAAUGUGUGAAGUGAAAACUGACUUUUGUCAGACUGUGCUUCCAUACUUGAUUCAUGAUAUUUUACUCCAAGAUACAAAUGAAUCAUGGAGAAAUCUGCUUUCUACACACAUUCAGGGAUUUUUUACUAACUGUUUCAGACAUUCUUCACAAACAAGUCGAUCCACGACCCCUGCAAAUUUGGAUUCAGAGUCAGAGCACAUUUUCCGAGGCUGUUUGGAUAAAAAAUCACAAAGAACAAUGCUUGCUAUUGUGGACUACAUGAGGAGACAAAAGAGACCUUCCUCAGGAACAGUUUUUGAUGAUGCCUUCUGGCUGGAGUUGAAUUAUCUUGAAGUUGCCAAGGUAGCUCAGUCUUGUGCUGCUCACUUUACAGCAUUGCUCUAUGCCGAAAUCUACGCAGACAAGAAAAGCAUGGAGGAUCAAGAGAAAAGAAGUACUCUUGUGACAAACAGAAGUCUUACAUUUGAAGAAGGGAGCCAAAGUACAACUAUUUCUAGUUUGAGUGAAAAAAGUAAAGAAGAAAGUGGAAUAAGUUUACAGGAUCUGCUGUUAGAGAUCUACAGAAGUAUAGGAGAGCCAGACAGUCUGUAUGGCUGUGGGGGAGGAAAAAUGUUACAACCCCUUACUAGACUACGAACAUACGAACAUGAAGCAAUGUGGGGAAAAGCCCUAGUAACAUACGACCUUGAGACAGCAAUCUCCUCAUCAACCCGCCAGGCAGGGAUAAUUCAGGCCUUGCAGAAUUUGGGACUCUGCCACAUUCUUUCUGUCUAUUUAAAAGGAUUAGAUCAUGAAAAUAAAGAGUGGUGUGCUGAACUACAAGAACUUCAUUACCAAGCAGCAUGGAGGAAUAUGCAAUGGGACCACUGCAUUUGUGUCAACAAAGGAGCAGAAGGAGCCAGUUACCACAAGUCGUUGUACAAUGCUCUGCAGUCUCUAAGAGACAGAGAAUUCUCCACGUUUUAUGAAAGUCUCAAAUAUGCCAGAGUGAAAGAAGUGGAAGAAUUGUGUAAAGGUAGCCUUGAGUCUGUGUAUUCACUCUACCCCACACUUAGCAGAUUGCAGACCAUUGGAGAGCUCGAAAACAUUGGGGAGCUUUUCUCAAGAUCAGUCACAGAUAGGCAACCCUCUGAAGUCUACAUUAAGUGGCGAAAGCACUCCCAGCUUCUCAAAGACAGUGAUUUUAGUUUUCAGGAGCCUAUCAUGGCUCUACGCACAGUCAUUCUGGAGAUCUUGAUGGAAAAGGAAAUGGAGAGCUCCCAAAGACAGUGUUUCAAGGACAUUCUCACCAAGCAUCUUGUAGAACUCUCCACACUAGCCCGAACUUUCAAGAACACUCAGCUCCCUGAAAGGGCAAUAUUUCAAAUUAAACAGUAUAAUUCAGCUAGUUGUGGAGUCUCUGAGUGGCAGCUGGAGGAAGCGCAAGUAUUCUGGGCAAAAGAGGAGCAGAGCCUUGCCCUGAGUAUUCUCAAGCAAAUGAUCAAGAAGUUGGAUGCCAGUUGUACAGAGAAUGAUCCCAACCUAAAACUUAUGUACACAGAAUGUCUGAGGAUUUGUGGCAACUGGUUAGCAGAAACUUGCUUAGAAAAUCCUGCAGUCAUCAUGCAGACCUAUCUGGAAAAGGCAGUAGAAGUUGCUGGAAAUUGUGAUGGAGAAAGCAAUGAUGAGCUCAGAAAUGGAAAAAUGAAGGCCUUUCUCUCUUUAGCACGGUUCUCAGAUACUCAGUACCAAAGAAUUGAAAACUACAUGAAAUCAUCAGAAUUUGAAAACAAGCAAGCUCUCCUGAAAAGGGCCAAAGAGGAAGUGGGCCUUCUUAGGGAACAUAAAAUUCAGACCAACAGAUACACAAUAAAGGUUCAGCGAGAGCUGGAGCUGGAUGAAUGUGCUCUCCGUGCACUGAAGGAGGAUCGUAAACGUUUCUUAUGUAAAGCAGUUGAAAAUUACAUCAGUUGCUUAUUAAGUGGAGAAGGGCAUGAUAUGUGGAUAUUCCGUCUUUGUUCCCUCUGGCUUGAAAAUUCUGGAGUAUCUGAAGUCAAUGGCAUGAUGAAGAGAGAUGGAAUAAAGAUUCCAUCGUAUAAAUUUUUGCCUCUUAUGUACCAAUUGGCUGCUAGAAUGGGGACCAAGAUGAUGGGAGGCCUAGGAUUUCAUGAAGUCCUCAAUAACCUCAUCUCUAGAAUUUCAAUGGAUCACCCCCAUCAUACUUUGUUUAUUAUACUUGCAUUAGCAAAUGCAAACAAAGAUGAAUUUUUGACCAAACCAGAGGCAGCAAGAAGGAGUAGAAUAACUAAAAGUGCACCUAAACAAAGCUCUCAGCUUGAUGAGGAUCGAACUGAGGCUGCAAACAAAAUAAUACAUACUAUCAGGAGUAGAAGACCUCAGAUGAUCAGAAGUGUUGAGGCGCUUUGUGAUGCUUAUAUUAUAUUAGCAAACUUAGAUGCCACUCAGUGGAGGACUCGGAGACAAGGCAUAAAUAUUCCAGCAGACCAGCCAAUUACUAAACUUCAGAACUUAGAAGAUGUUGUUGUCCCUACUAUGGAAAUUAAGGUGGACCCCACAGGAGAAUAUGAAAAUCUGGUGACUAUACAAUCAUUUAAAGCAGAAUUUCGUUUAGCAGGAGGUCUAAAUUUACCAAAAAUAAUAGAUUGUUUGGGCUCUGAUGGCAAAGAAAGGAGACAGCUUGUCAAGGGCCGUGAUGACCUGAGACAAGAUGCUGUCAUGCAGCAGGUUUUCCAGAUGUGCAAUACAUUACUGCAGAGAAACACUGAAACCAGGAAGAGGAAAUUGACCAUCUGCACAUAUAAGGUGGUUCCCCUCUCUCAGCGAAGUGGUGUUCUUGAGUGGUGCACAGGAACAGUCCCUAUUGGUGAAUUUCUUGUUAACAACGAGAAUGGUGCCCAUAAAAGAUACAGGCCAGAGGAUUUCAGUGCCCCUCAAUGCCAAAAGAAAAUGAUGGAUGUGCAAAAGAAGUCUUUUGAAGAGAAGUAUGCAACCUUCAUGGAUAUUUGCCAAAAUUUUCAACCAGUUUUCCGUUACUUCUGCAUGGAAAAAUUCUUGGACCCAGCUGUUUGGUUUGAGAAACGAUUGGCUUAUACUCGCAGUGUGGCUACUUCUUCUAUUGUUGGUUACAUACUUGGACUUGGUGAUAGACAUGUACAGAAUAUCUUGAUAAACGAGCAGUCAGCAGAGCUUGUACAUAUAGAUUUAGGAGUUGCUUUUGAACAGGGUAAAAUCCUUCCUACUCCUGAAACAGUUCCUUUUCGACUCACCAGAGAUAUUGUGGAUGGGAUGGGCAUUACUGGUGUUGAAGGUGUCUUCAGAAGAUGCUGUGAGAAAACCAUGGAGGUUAUGAGAAACUCUCAGGAAACCCUGUUAACCAUUGUAGAGGUCCUCCUGUAUGAUCCUCUCUUUGACUGGACCAUGAAUCCUUUGAAAGCUUUGUAUUUACAGCAGAGGCCAGAAGAUGAAACUGAGCUCCACUCCACCCCACAUGCAGAUGACCAAGAAUGCAAACGAAAUCUCAGUGAUGUUGACCAGAGUUUCAACAAAGUAGCUGAACGGGUCUUGAUGAGACUGCAAGAGAAGCUGAAAGGAGUGGAGGAAGGAACCGUGCUCAGUGUGGGUGGACAGGUGAAUCUGCUCAUACAACAGGCCAUGGACCCCAAAAAUCUCAGCCGUCUUUUCCCAGGAUGGAAAGCUUGGGUGUGAUAUUCAGCAUAAGAAUUACCCUUGAAUUCAACCUUUCAAAAUUAUAUUUUGGCCUUCAUUUUUAACCCACCCACAUACUUUUAAUAGGUAUUAAUAUUUAGCUAAGUGAACUACUUUCUGUGUUUUAAAAAAAUGUUUAAUACUUGCUUCAGUCACCUAAAGAUGCUUUGAUAGUCUCAAGGAAAAUAAUUGUUGGGGCCGGCCCCGUGGUGUAGUGGUUAAGGUCGGCGCACUCCACCUCAGUGGCCCAAGUUUGCAGGUUUGGAUCCCAGGUGUGGACCUACACCACUUACCACCCAUGCUGUGGCGGCAACCCACAUAUAAAAUGGAGGAAGACUGGCACAGAUGUUAGCUCAGGGCUAAUCUUCCUCAGCAAAAAAAUUAAAAAAUAAUAAUUGUCAUUCAUGCUGUAUUUCUAGACUAAACAUUUAUUUUUUCUUCUCAAGUACAUACUUGUAUUUUUUUCAGUAGAAUCACUGAUUUAUGCUUUAGCUGGAAAUGGAAGCAGCAGGAAUGCAGGAACAUAACUGAGAAUUUUUCCUUUAGUAUGAACUAGAACAAAUAAAUAUACUGCUAGUUUUGAGGUGGCUUUUAAUUGAAAUUUGUUUCCAAGAUAUUAUAGUAUAUAAAUGAUAAAUUACUUGAUAUUAACGUAUAAAAGGAAGAAAAAAACUUUAAAAUUGUAGCUAUCUAUGUAUCAUGGUAAAGCUACAUUAAAAAUAAGAAGCAAUGUUGAAAACAAAUUAGUAUUUAAGAAAUUUGUUUGGAUUUUCAAAAUCUCCUAGUGUUACUGAAUAAUUAUGGAGAACAAAUUUGAAAGACACAGUUACUAUGGUUACUGUUAUUUAAAAAUGUAUAUUGCACCCUCUCAUUCUGUUGUUUUCUUCAUCUUUUAAGCCCUUCUGUGUUUUCCAUUACUUUAUCUUUGUGUGGUGCCUUCAUAUGUGUCUUCUAGUUUUCUCUUGUCAGCUGUAUAUAAUCUCCUUUUUAAACUAUUCAUUGGGUUUCUUCUUUCAAAAAUUGUUUUUUAUUAUGUCAUGAAUCAUUUCAAACGUCCCUAUUUUAUGGUAGGGUAACAUCUCUAAUAGCUUUGUUAAAUCAAGUUCCUGUUGUUUGUAUUUGUUGCUUCUUUUACUUAGUAGACUACUUAUGUAUGUACUCUGGCAAUCCUGAAUGACCUGGGUUAAGAAUAAUUCCUUCCAGAAAAGUUUUGUGUCUGCUUAUGUCAUAUUCCCAGGACGAUCACUGACAGAAGACCACUCUUACUUUAAUUUCUUGGCUUCAGGGUUUCCAGACCUCAAGAGUAGUAUAAAUUACUGAGAGAAGACUCCCAGGCCCAGACAAACACUCGUCCUCAUCAUCCCCCUGUGCGAGGGGGCAGAGGGUUUUGUUGACUCCCCUUUCACUGAGGGUGUGAUCCUCCAUGUGUCCCAGCUUAUGGUGGGCAUGAGGGGAGGUGUGUUUAAUUCCUGCCCACUCCCUUUGCAAGUCCACGGUUUCAUCAGUCCCCAAGAUAAUAAAGCUGAAACCUAUACAUUAGUGAGAUUGUGCCAGGACAGCCAGAAUAUCAGCUCACACAUUUACUCUGGUUUUCAGUUCCCUGCCUUUUUGGCCCUAAGGAUUUCCCCUUACUUUCUUACAAGUUCUGCUAUGCAUUUAAAAGAAUGUUUCUUAUAUCUUAUCCAGUGUUUCUUUGUGUUUUGUUGGAAGGGAAGGAAUUAGGUAUUGAGUUUGAUAUGUAGCUAGAAAUGGAACACUUUUCUGUCCCCAUACUGUCAUCAGGCAAACAAGUAAAAUUACUGACUUGAUAUUGGUGAAUAUAACCCCUCCUCCAUCCUUAGGAAAAUGUUCAUUUUAGCUGCAGAAAUUAAGAAAUGGGUGGUUGAACCUUCUUCUUUUUUUACCUAGGUGGUUAUGUUAACAGUUUUUUCUUAUGAAGGGGUUGGCAUUUCUAUCUGUUGCCCGUGGCAAGCAUGCACUCCUAUCUGAUCUCCGCACCUCCCCCUACUCCAGACACAAUCUUCAGAACUUUUUGUACAGAAAUUUCUUGCUUUGGUUUCUGGAGAACUAUUCUUAAAAUGACUUUGCAGUUCUAAUUACAAACUUCUCUUGGUGUAUCUUUCUUAUAAACUGCCUAAAUAUUUGCUAUAUAUUAGUAGUUUUAUUAUUGGAGUGAAUCAAGAGAAUGUAAUAAACUUAGAAUGUCUUGAUUUAAGAAAGCCUUGAAAUCUUCAUGGAUGAAUAAGAAAUUAUAAGCUAGAUGAUAGUACAAGUAAAUGAACUUUACUUAUAUUAUUAUACUUAUAUAUUAAAAAUGAAUUUGAAUUAGUACAAGCUAAUUCUUGCUACCUGAUUUUCCAAAGAGCUCUGGAUCACAUCAUUGAUCCAGUCUUCAGUCUUGAAUGGUGUGCGUAAAGGCUCCUGUCCUAUUCAAAUAUUCUUAUUAAUGGCUUUGAAAAAUUUACCAAAUUUGCAGAUAGCAAGCCUAGGAGGAAUAGCUAAUUCACAGGUGAUAGAAUUAAGAGUUUAAAAGAUUUUUUGACAAACUGGAAUACUAUCUGGAAAUGACUAGGAUAGAAAUUUGCCAAGAACAAUUGAGUGGUUAGGUUUUUAAAAUAUUAAUCAAAGAAUAUCUGUUGUGUGCUGAGUACCUGACAUACAUUAUAGGCAGCAUCUCUUGCAGGAUUAGUGAUAGCCCAGUUUACAGCUGGAGAAAUUAAAGUUUGGAGAAAUAAGGUAACUUGUCCAAAGCCAGAAUAUAGUAAAUCGAAGGUACAAGUUUAAUAUGGAGAGUUUCUAACUUGAAAAGCUUUCGAGUGAAAAGAAUCUAGACUUCACCAGUCAGUUGCUCACAAAGUCAGUGGAAACCAAGUAGAAAAGCUGCUAGAAAAGCUAAUAAAUUAUAGACUGUUUGAACAGUUGUGUCCAGAUUGAGGGAGAUAAUAGCCCUCCCACCAUUCUCCAUGCAGAUCAUACCACCCCAAAGUAGCUCUUUAAUCAGUAGGUACAAAAAUCCAUUAUCAUUAUAGUAUAUGCUUAAAAUAUUUUUAUGCACUUAGAAAUGCUAAAAAUUUAGAUAUAGCCUAAAGCAAAUAAAACUUUGGCUUUUUAAAGAUUAAAGUAGGCUAGUCUUUUUUAAAAAAAAGUAGAAAACUAGUAUGCUGGCUUGAAAUAUAGAGUUAUGUGUCAUUUCAAGUAUUUUAAUUGCACCUUAGUGAAAUUACAUAUUUUAUGUAGAUUUAUUUGAGUACUAUUGAAUGUAUUUCUUUAUUACAAUAUUACUGGAAUCCUUUACACUGUUACCUGCUUAGGAAUAAACAAUUCUAAAAGAAAAUGUA
Messenger RNA from Equus quagga, 12896 nucleotides. RefSeq names its product ATM serine/threonine kinase (gene ATM). The record is from RefSeq and is a predicted model, not a curated record. Gene Ontology annotation, biological process: DNA repair. The coding region runs from base 364 to 9558 and encodes 3064 amino acids. The transcript is spliced from 64 exons. Gene Ontology annotation, molecular function: protein binding; protein serine/threonine kinase activity. NCBI's taxonomy places the organism in Eukaryota, Metazoa, Chordata, Mammalia, Perissodactyla, Equidae.